AUGAUAUAAUAGAAAAAACAUUUCAAUAAUCUACAAGAUUUUUUAGACUUCUCGAUUUAAUCUAAUUCAGCUCUCAGUACACAAUAGUCUAAUUAAGUUGGUGAGGCAGAUGAAUCAGCCUUAGGCUCUGCUUUAGCAAACUGUGCUAAUUUCUCAAAUUUGGAACUUGAUUUUAGUAGAAACAAAAUUGGUGCAAUUAAUAUAUCUUGCUUAGGUUCUGCUUUAGUAAAUUUCACUAAUCUCUAAACUUUGGUACUUGAACUCAGAUACAAUUAAAUUGGUGAAAAAGGUACAUUAUGCUUAGGUUCUACUUUAGCAUAGUCCAUUAAUCUCUAAAAUUUGGCACUUGGUCUUGAGAAUAAUUAAAUUGGUAAUAUUGGUACUACAAAAUUAAGUUCUGCUUUAGCAUAGUGCACUAAUCUCUCAAAUUUAAAACUUUAUCUUACGAAAAAUUAAAUUGGUGAUGAAGGUGCAUAAAGCUUAGGUUUUAAUUUAGCAAAUUGCUCUAAUCUCUCAAAUUUGGCUCUAAUUCUAGAGUUUAAUGAAAUUUGUACAUUUUGCUUAGGUACUGCUUUAUAAAACAACACUAAUCUCUAAAGUUUGGAACUUGUUCUUAGGAAAAAUUAAAUUGUUGAUGAAGGUGUAUCAGCCUUAGGUUUUUCUUUAGUAAAGUACACUAAUCUCUCAAAUUUGACACUUAUUGUUGCAUAGAAUUAAAUUGGCUAUGAAGGUGCAUCAGGCUUAGGUAUUGCUUUAGCAAAGUGCAAUAACCUCUAAAAUUUGAAUCUUUAUCUUGGCUUUAAUAAUAUUCGCGAUGAGGGUGCAUCAGGUUUAGGUUCUGCUUUAGCUAACUGUAUUAAUCUCUUGAAUUUAAAUCUUUAUUUAAGUGAUAAUUAAAUUGGUGAUACAGGUGCAUCAAACUUAGGCUUCUCUUUAGCAAAGUGCACUAAUCUCUAAAAUUUAGGACUUUAUCUUGAUGAGAAUUAAGUUGGUGAUGAAGGUACAUCAGGCAUAGGUUUUAUUUUAGAAAACUGCAUAAAUAUCUCAAAUUUUGAACUUGGUCUUGGUAUGAAUAUUAUUUGCUUUUAGGAGGUAUCAAAUUUCGGUUCUUCUUUAGCAAACUUCACAAAUUUAUCUAAUUUGACUCUUGAACUCUAUGAGAAUUAAAUUGCUGAUGAAGGUGCGUCAGCCUUAGGCUCUGCUUUAGCAAGGUAUACUAAUCUCUCAAAUUUGAAACUUUAUCUCUAUUUAAAUUAAAUUGGUGCAAUUGGCGCAUUAGGCUUAGGUUCUGGUUUAGCUUAGUGCAAUAAUCUCUCAAAUUUGAUACUUGAUCUUAGGUUGAAUCAAAUUGGUGAUGAAGGUGCAUCAGGUUUAGGUUUUUCUUUAGAAAAGUCCACUAAGCUCUCAAAUUUGGAACUUUGUAUUGGGGAAAAUUAAAUUGGUCCAAUUGGUGCAUUUAGCUUAGGUUCUAAUUUAGCAAAGUUCACUAAUCUCUCAAAUUUGAAACUUAAUCUGAUUAAUAGUUAAAUUGGCGGUGAAGGUGCAUCAAACUUAUGUUCUGCUUUAGCAAAAAGCACUAAUAUCUUAAAAUUGGAGCUUUUACUUGGAUAAAAUGAAAUCAAUGAAUCAGAAAAUUUGAAAGUUCAGAGCAAAUGUGAUGAUUUUCAAGUAAAUUUAGUUACAGACGGUAUCAAUUCUAGUACUAAUGUUGUUUUAAGUAGUUUGAAUUCCUAAUAGUGUUUGCCAAACUCUUGCAAUAAUCAAUUUUGCAGCGGUGUUUUUGAACUUUCAUAGGAAUGUUCAUAAAUACAUACUAAUACUUUGAUAUUUCCACAUUUUCAAGUCGCAUCUAUAGUUGAUGUAGGAGUAACAAAUAAUGCAAUAGCAGAUGGAAUUAAGAAUCUUAUUUAACUUUUUAAUGAAAUAAAUUUGAAUUAUACUAAUUUUAUUAUGACUGAUUAUACAAAUUUUGCUGUUAAUGCUGAUUGCAAUAUUUAUUCUUAUAGGCUUACUUAUUUUUUUUAAGUUUUGAGUAUUAUGAAUACGGGGAGUGACUAAAUGAAAACUACAAUCUUUGAUUUUAAUACACAUCUAAAUUCUUAUAUUUAUAGAUAUUAAAUUAGCAUUAACACUUGUCAUCCUACAUGCUUAUUAUGUAAUGGAAUAACUUUAAAUGACUGCACAAGCUGUUAAUAAGUAGCAAGUUUUUCGAAUGGAUCAAGUGGAUCUUGUUCUUGUACAAAUUCUUCUGACUAUUUUUAAAAUGGAUAAUGCGUUAAUUCUUGUUCUACCAAUUAUGUACCUAAUGGUAAAUAUUGCUACUAUAAUUAUGGUUGUUCAACUCCUGACCCAUCAAAUAACGGUAAAUGCUAAACUUGUGCAAGUGGAUUUUAUAAUAAUGAUGGAAUUUGCUAGACCCAAAAUACUGUACCUCCAGGAUAUGUCCAACAAGGAUCUAAUUUUAUAUUAAAAGCAUCUUAAAAUCCAUAGUAAGUUUAAAAUAUUUAAUAUUAUCUUAAGGCAUUUACUAGCUAUACUUUUUCUGAUUUAGAGGUUACUAAUAAAGGUUUUUCUGUAACUCCUGGAAGACCACAGUAACCUUUAGUUACUUCUUGUAAAGGCGUAAACAUCUUGGGUGGUUUUAUGGUUAUCUAAUAUAAUACAGUUAUACAGUUCCCUUCUAUUACAAUUUCUACUUAGUAUUACUAAAUCUUUUUUACUGUUUAUUUGAUUGAUUUUGAUACAAAUUUGUCACCAUCAUAAAUAAAUGUUGUGCUCUCUGAUGGAAGCCAACUCUCCAGUUACACUGUUUCUACUAAUAAGUCUACAGCAUAUUAUUGCGGAUUAAAUUAAAUGGAUACGAUUGAUUCAUUUUCUUUUGUAUACAAAAUUGGAGCGUCUCCAAGUAAUUAAAUAACUAAAAAUUUUCAAAUUAUAAAUAAAAGUAGGAUUACUUAUGCUGGUUCUCCAGUGGCACAGGGAUAUCUAGGUAUUAGAGAUAUUACUGUAAUUGGAUUUGACUGUAUUAAUUGUACAGACUGUAUUGAGUAUAUAUGUACAUCUUGUGUAGAUUACUAUUUUCUAAAUUCUUCAAAAUUUUGUGAAAAAUGUUUUGAUCCUAAUUGCAUAAAAUGUAGCGGAAAAAAUUAACAAGAUUGUAUUUCUUGUAAUUCUGUAAAGCCAUAUUUUUUAUAAGAUGAUCAUUCUUGCACUGAUUGUAAAUUAAAUGGAUAUUAUAGUUAAUCAAAUAAUUGUUUGAAAUGCAUUCCGAAUUGCCAAACGUGUUCAAAUGGAAGCACUUGUGAUUUAUGCUAAUCUGGCUAUCUUAUUCAUGAGUAAACAAAUAAAUGUGUUAUUUGUUCAUAACAAUCAGGAUAUUACUCUUCAGGAAAAUAUUGUAAAUAAUGUAAUGUAGCUUGUAAAGAAUGCUCAGGACCUACUGAUUUAGAUUGUACUAUAUUAGUAUACCUUCUUUAAUAAUAUACACUAUUUUUAAUUUCCUCUGCAGUUACCUUUAAUCAUCUUUGA
Tetrahymena thermophila SB210 is the source of this 3528-nucleotide messenger RNA. RefSeq lists its product as hypothetical. Gene Ontology annotation, biological process: activation of GTPase activity; nucleocytoplasmic transport. The record is from RefSeq and is a predicted model, not a curated record. The transcript has 22 exons. NCBI's taxonomy places the organism in Eukaryota, Ciliophora, Oligohymenophorea, Hymenostomatida, Tetrahymenidae. Gene Ontology annotation, cellular component: nucleus; cytosol; perinuclear region of cytoplasm. Gene Ontology annotation, molecular function: GTPase activator activity; small GTPase binding.